GUGGUGCUGGAUCCGAAGAUCAAUCCGGACCACAUGGAGAUGUUCGCGGACGUGCACGGUCGCGGCGGCAUUCUCGAGCCUCCCGCCGCCUCAGAUAUCGUGUUCAAGCAGGACAAGCACGUGCUCGAGAUGAUGCACCGGCUGGACGAGAAGCUGAAGGGCCUGGACGCGGAGAAGAAGGCGGGCAAGGACGUGUCCAAGGACAUUGCGGCUCGCGAGAAGCUGCUCCUCCCGAUGUACAAGCAGGCGGCGAUCAUGUAUUGCGACCUGCACGACAGGAGCGGCCGCAUGAAGGGCCUCGGCGCCAUCCACGAGGAGCUGAACUGGGCCGGAUCCAGGGCAUACCUGCACUGGCGAAUCCGCCGGCGGGUGCAGGAGAACGGUGCUGCGAAGAAGUUGAUGGCCAGGGUGGAGGGUCUUCAGUACUCGGAGGCCGCUCCAGUCAUCAGCAAGAUGCUCUCAGAGGUCGCCGCAGGCGGCGACGACAGAGUCGUUGCACAGUGGAUCGAGAACAACACCGCCAAGAUCGACGCGCUGGUGGAAUCUGAGAGGCAGAGGCUGACGAACGACAAGAUCUUUAAGCUGUUCAUCUCCCUGCCUGCCGCAGCGCGCUCGGACGUGGUCCGAGACCUCGUGGGAUUCACAAAGGUGACGGAGGCUGCGCACAAGGCGAAGUAG
Prorocentrum cordatum is the source of this 678-nucleotide messenger RNA. The record is from the annotation of a GenBank genome assembly. Lineage: Eukaryota; Dinophyceae; Prorocentrales; Prorocentraceae.